Molecule: messenger RNA, 1619 nt
Organism: Uloborus diversus
Lineage: Eukaryota; Metazoa; Arthropoda; Arachnida; Araneae; Uloboridae
Exons: 9
Coding region: 141-1541 (466 amino acids)
Source: RefSeq, a predicted model, not a curated record
CAGGAAUCUUACGAAUUUGCAGGUGUUUUGUUAUCGUCAUUUAGCAUAUGUUUGAAUUCCCUGGUAGCAAAGAUUUUUCUCUGAAAUUGCUUGCCGGUGAGUUUUCAAUGCAUUAGGGCUGAUUUCUUUUUAGGUUAAUCAUGGCCAACUUUGUAUUGCCUUUCUUAAUGCCCAUGCUCUUGGGCAGAACAAUUGACUUGAGAACGUAUACCGUUGGAGGCAAUAUUUAUGAUGAUGCUGAUUACGUGGAAACUUCAGCAAAAAGCACAAACGCUACUUAUCAUGUCCUGCAAGACGAUGUAUUCCCCUAUUCCUACUUUGGGCUGCCUGCGGACGUCGUAAUUCGCAUCAAGUCUAACAUUCUAAGCUCCGGCUCUGGAGCUCUUGGUCUGGACGGGUUGUUGAAAGAUACAUCAUGGAAGUACAACAGUGUGAUUGUAUCUGUGACGGCUAUGCACAGUACGGUUCAAAGAAAGCUGAAACCUGAUGCUCAAUUGUUGACUGACUGGGAGAAAAAGGUUCCAAGUAGUCAAACCCAUUAUGCAAGCACUCUGUUCUACGGAGGGUGGAUGGUGGUUCUAUUUCGCUUGCAAUGUGAUAUUCCAAGCGAUGUUCAAGCCGUUAGAAAAAGUCUCACCGACACGAUAGGUGCAGUUGGUAACCUUGACGAUACUAGCGUAGGCUUAUGGGAAAAAGCACUCAAAGCUCUAGAAGAAAAUGAAGAUAUUCGUGGCAAUGUGCGGCCUAGCACACAUGUGUACUCGACAACAUCGCUUCAGGAAGAAGUCACUUCGCCAGAGUCGCUUUUGAAAGCCAUCAGUGACUUCAAGGAGGCCGUAGGCUCCACUGGGCAGCCCCUUUUCAUGGACUUGAAACCACUCAAGGACCUGAGUGACAAGUUCGACGCUGUUGAAGAAAAUACCGAAGCUCUCGAACUUUUGGAAGAACUGGAUCAGAUGUACGAUGACAUAAAACUUACCAAAGUCAGCAUGAUGCGAUGGAUCACGGAAACCGGGAAAGAUUUUUCGGAUGAAGAAGAAGAAAAGAUCAACUCUUUAUUAAGCAAAAUCAACAACUGCCUCCGAGCGUUCAUCAAAGUCGGUCAAGAAGCCAGUUUGUUCAAGAAAAUGGACCGUUCCAUCAUUGAAGCUGCUCAUGAUAAGUACGCAGAUGGACUCGUGGACGGAAUUGCCACUUACAACUUGGCUUACAGAAGACUCAAGGAAGAUCUGGAUUCCGUGUGCCAGAAAUCUUUCCUUCACAAAAUCAAGGGAUUACUGAGGGUGUACGAUUACGAAAUGAUCAAGAAAGGUCAAGUUGAUGGAGGAAUAGAGGAGUGCCGGAAGCUGUGCAUCGCUGAGAGCAGAUGUCGUUCUAUUGGCUACGCCGACCAUUUGUCCGAAUUGGACCUCGCUACUGGAAGAUACUUCAAGAGAGAAAAACAGUGCUGGAUUUAUUUCAGAAGCACAAGUACGGCUGUAGUCAAUACGCCUAGUGGAUGGUCUGGAGACAUGGGUGUCUAUGACAGAAACUGCUAUUAGGACUGAAUUUGGACGAAAUAAUCGGAGAAAACAAUAAAGCAUUUCCUGAUCAAUCUUUGUGUACUUUAUAAUAUUUAA